This is a messenger RNA of Colletotrichum abscissum, 2889 nucleotides long. RefSeq lists its product as uncharacterized. Gene Ontology annotation, molecular function: protein binding; ATP binding; protein kinase activity. The annotation marks the transcript as partial. Gene Ontology annotation, biological process: protein phosphorylation; signal transduction. The record is from RefSeq and is a predicted model, not a curated record. NCBI's taxonomy places the organism in Eukaryota, Fungi, Ascomycota, Sordariomycetes, Glomerellales, Glomerellaceae. The transcript is spliced from 2 exons.
UCUUCGCUUCUAUCGCAUCCGGCCCGACGCCUUGUUCCCUGUCUCGGAAACCUGCCUGACGGAAUCCUCUCUCGGCACGACGCGCUCCAGGAGAGGCAGCUGAGACAAACCCCUCCCGCGAUCACCACCGCCAUCGACCACGUCAACUUCACUUCAGUCAAUGUCCACCUGACGUAUCACAAUUACAAGAUGGCAAUGCUGGCCCCCAAAACCGCAUUCCCGGCACCGCUGGGCUCCAGCAAUCCCAUGGUUUCUAGCGUUUCUACCGGUGCCGCACCGCCCUCAAGACGGGCACCCACGAUCUCGAACCAGUCCACAGCCUACGCCAGCCCGACCGAAUCCGAAUUCUCCGAGAGCGAUGGCCCCGAUGCCGUCAAGAACUGGGACGAGGACAAGGUCUGCGACUAUUUGAGGAGCGUCAAAUGCGGCGAGUACGAGAAGCUCUUCCGUAAGAACCACAUCAAUGGCGAGAACCUCCUCGAGCUCGACAAGGAUGUCCUCAAGGAGAUGGGCAUCGAAAAGGUCGGCGACCGCGUGCGACUGUUCCUGGGCAUUAAGAAGUUGAGGACAAAGGCCUACGCCAACCAGAAGAAACGGAAUAGGGACUCGUUCGGUGGCCUCGACCAAUUCACCCCGUCGUCGGGCGGGUCUUCUCGACCAUCUGCUUCAAGUGCUCGUACCGCGCCCACGCCUUCCAUGAACAAGCGCUACUCCAGACAAUACGACUCCCUUCCCCUGGAGAGCGCUUCUUCCCGUCCCAACUCACCCCUUCCCGGCACGGAUGCCAUCCGCCCUCUGCGAACAAGAUAUGGCCAAAGUCCCGGCUAUGUGAGUAGCGCCGGGCAAUCCGUCCCCCAGACCGGCCGAUUGGUAACUUCCCAUACCAGGAAUAACUCCAGUAUGGAUGGUUCACUGAUGGCUGGCUUACCGCAGAAUCAGGAUGUUAUCCGCGUCAUUUCCACCGGAGGAGUCACAAAGGUCGUCAAAAUCGCCGACUGCAACACGUGUGAGGAGGUCAUGCGAGUCACCCUUAGGAAGUUUGCACUACGAGAGGAUCAUGAGAGGAACUACUGCUUCUGGGUACUGGCCGGCAUUGAGCCAGACCCGAACCAGUGCCGGCGACUCGGCGAUACGGAGUUGUGGCGGAUUAUCAAGGACCAGAAACGUCCUGAACGGAAUCGCCUGAUUCUUCGCCGUGUCCCUGCUGGUGAGCCAGGCAUGCCCGAGCUCGAGAGAGCAGCGGGCAUCGCCAUUGAGGAGGCGCAGCAAAAUCACAGCCGCGCCCUCGAGACUGUGGAUAAGAGAAGCCAGAUGAAGGUGCAAAAGCUUCUGGGUGAGAGAUGGAACGAUGAGCUGCAACAUCCUCUUUCACCGGUCUCUUUCCACGACCGGGAGCGCAACGUGUACAAUACCGCCAAGGAGCUGGAGCGCCCCGCAUCCAACGACGGCCCAAGAUCUGCCGGCGGACCCAGGAGGAAUAAGGGCAUCUUGCGGUCGUUUGGCGGGUUGCGUCCUCCCAGCGAGCUCAUCGCCUCGGACCUCACAUCCUACUUCCCGGAUCAUCCCAGAGAGGAGAUUGACAGGACCGCUCGUCUGUCCAUGAGAAGAUCAACCCGUCUGAGCAAGGUCAACAGCCGUCUGAGUGUGGCUAGCAACCUCAGCUUCGCGUCUAGCAUCCAAGAUGCACCCCCUAUUCCGACCAUCGCUGACAGCUGGCUCCACGCCGGUAGUGCUCCCAAGGCGCGAUCAGGCCUGCGGGUCACCCACUUCCGCGACUCCGUCGCCUCUUCAAUGCUCGACACCUUGCAAGAGGAGUCGCCUGUCGAACCGAACCGCAAGUCCUACGUGUCAUUCGCCGACAGCUCCGACGGUGCUAGUGCAGCCGCUCUCAGCGUGACGGACCCCGAAGGUAACGUUACGCGGCGAAGCUACUUCGAGACCGACGGCUCAACGGGUUCAGGUUCCCUCAAAGAUCUUACGGCGGCGCUCAAUGAAGACGGCGAGGACGCCGACGAGGAGCUCGAGAGCUUCCUCGCAGGAGAGUCCUGGUCUGACGACAAGUGGAUGAAGGGAGCCCUCAUCGGUCAAGGCUCCUUCGGUUGUGUCUACCUCGCCCUGCAUGCCGUGACCGGUGAGCUUCUUGCCGUCAAGCAGGUCGAGGCGCCAGCUCCGGGCGCCAACAGCCAAAACGACGCACGCAAGAAGAGCAUGAUCGAGGCCCUUAAGCGGGAAAUCAGUCUGCUCCGCGACCUUCGACACCCGAAUAUCGUUCAGUAUCUGGGUUGCAGUUCGUCUACCGAGUACCUCAACAUUUUCCUCGAGUACGUUCCUGGCGGUUCCGUCCAGACCAUGCUCAACUCGUACGGCGCUCUUGGAGAGCCUCUUGUGCGCAGCUUUGUCCGCCAGAUUUUGACUGGUCUGUCGUAUUUGCACGAUCGCGAGAUUAUCCACCGAGACAUCAAGGGCGCCAACAUCCUUGUGGACAACAAGGGCACUAUCAAGAUUUCCGAUUUCGGUAUCUCCAAGAAGCUUGAAGCCACCAACAUCCUGUCCGGCGCGAACAACAACAAGCACCGCCCCUCCCUCCAGGGCUCCGUCUUCUGGAUGGCCCCUGAGGUUGUCAAGCAGACCUCGUACACCCGCAAGGCCGACAUUUGGUCGCUCGGAUGCCUGGUUGUUGAGAUGAUGACAGGCACACAUCCGUACCCCGACUGCAGUCAGCUGCAGGCCAUCUUCAAGAUUGGUGGCGGUAAGGCGGCUCCCACGAUUCCGGAGCACGCUUCUGAAGAUGCCAAGACCUUCCUUGCUCAGACCUUUGAGAUGGAUCACAACCUGCGGCCGAGUGCGGACGAGCUGAUGCUCAGCCCUUUCCUGGCUCCCAUCACAUAG